Messenger RNA from Closterium sp. NIES-65, 2160 nucleotides. NCBI's taxonomy places the organism in Eukaryota, Viridiplantae, Streptophyta, Zygnematophyceae, Desmidiales, Closteriaceae. The record is from the annotation of a GenBank genome assembly.
AUGUCAAGAACGCACAACCCAGCAAAGAAGAAGGCAAAGGGAGGGGAGAAGGCAAAGGGAGGGGAGAAGGCAAAGGGAGGGGAGAAGGCAAAGGGAGGGGAGAAGGCAAAGGGAGGGGAGAAGGCAAAGGGAGGGGAGAAGGCAAAGGGAGGGGAGAAGGCAAAGGGAGGGGAGAAGGCCAAGGGAGGGGAGAAGGCCAAGGGAGGGGAGAAGGGAAAGGGAGGGGAGAAGGCAAAGGGAGGGGAGAAGGCAAAGGGAGGGGAGAAGGCAAAGGGAGGGGAGAAGGCAAAGGGAGGGGAGAAGGCCAAGGGAGGGGAGAAGGCAAAGGGAGGGGAGAAGGCAAAGGGAGGGGAGAAGGCAAAGGGAGGGGAGAAAGCAAAGGGAGGGGAGAAGGCAAAGGGAGGGGAGAAGGCAAAGGGAGGGGAGAAGGCAAAGGGAGGGGAGAAGGGAAAGGGAGGGGAGAAGGGAAAGGGAAGGGAGAAGGGAAAGGGAGGGGAGAAGGGAAAGGGAGGGGAGAAGGCAAAGGGAGGGGAGAAGGCAAAGGGAGGGGAGAAGGGAAAGGGAGGGGAGAAGGCAAAGGGAGGGGAGAAGGGAAAGGGAGGGGAGAAGGGAAAGAGACGAGAGAAGGGCAAGGGUAGUCACGGCAACAAGCAUGCAAGAGGGAGGGGCGGCGGCGGCGGUGGUACCGGUAAUGGUGGUGGGAAGGCGAAGGGAGUGGGAGGAGCAAACCCAGCCUGGCACCACAGCAGCCUUUCACCACAGCAGCACUGCAGCAGUACCUGUGCCCUCCACGUGGCCUCUUCACUCUACGCCAGCACACAAGGAGAAAAAGGCCUCUAUUUCCCAACAGCCGUGGGGGUGGACGUCGAAGGGCCGCCGGAGGUGGCCGCGAGGACGCGCGGAGCCGCCGUGGGGGUGGACGUCGAGGGGCCGCCGGAGGUGGCCGCGAGGACGCGCGGAGCCGCCGUGGGGGUGGACGUCGAAGGGCCGCCGGAGGUGGCCGCGAGGACACGCGGAGCCGCCGUGGGGGUGGACGUCGAAGGGCCGCCGGAGGUGGCCGCGAGGACGCGCGGAGCCGCCGUGGGGGUGGACGUCGAGGGGCCGCCAGAGGUGGCCGCGAGGACGCGCGGAGCCGCCGUGGGGGUGGACGUCGAGGGGCCGCCGGAGGUGGCCGCGAGGACGCGCGGAGCCGCCGUGGGGGUGGACGUCGAAGGGCCGCCGGAGGUGGCCGCGAGGACGCGCGGAGCCGCCGUGGGGGUGGACGUCGAGGGGCCGCCGGAGGUGGCCGCGAGGACGCGCGGAGCCGCCGUGGGGGUGGACGUCGAGGGGCCGCCGGAGGUGGCCGCGAGGACGCGCGGAGCCGCCGUGGGGGUGGACGUCGAAGGGCCGCCGGAGGUGGCCGCGAGGACGCGCGGAGCCGCCGUGGGGGUGGACGUCGAGGGGCCGCCGGAGGUGGCCGCGAGGACGCGCGGAGCCGCCGUGGGGGUGGACGUCGAGGGGCCGCCGGAGGUGGCCGCGAGGACGCGCGGAGCCGCCGUGGGAGUGGACGUCGAGGGGCCGCCGGAGGUGGCCGCGAGGACGCGCGGAGCCGCCGUGGGGGUGGACGUCGAAGGGCCGCCGGAGGUCGUCGCGAGGACGCGCGGAGCCGCCGUGGGGGUGGACGUCGAAGGGCCGCCGGAGGUGGCCGCGAGGACGCGCGGAGCCGCCGUGGGGGUGGACGUCGAAGGGCCGCCGGAGGUGGCCGCGAGGACGCGCGGAGCCGCCGUGGGGGUGGACGUCGAAGGGCCGCCGGAGGUGGCCGCGAGGACGCGCGGAGCCGCCGUGGGGGUGGACGUCGAAGGGCCGCCGGAGGUGGCCGCGAGGACGCGCGGAGCCGCCGUGGGGGUGGACGUCGAAGGGCCGCCGGAGGUGGCCGCGAGGAGGGCGCGCUUCGCGCCCUGCGGAGCCGCCGUGGGGCUGGACGUCGAAGGACCGUUAGAGUUCGUGGGGACUGCAGCGAGGAGCCUCCUGAGGGCGCGCCAAGCGCCCUGCGGAACCGUGGAAGUUUUUGUUUCUGGCUGCGCCACUGCGGGGACUGCUGCGAGGAGGUUGAGAGUCGCGGCGAGGAGCAGGGCCAGCAGGAAGAGAGAUCGAAGCGCACCCAUGAUUGUUGCUGGUUAG